Messenger RNA from Linum tenue, 210 nucleotides. Lineage: Eukaryota; Viridiplantae; Streptophyta; Magnoliopsida; Malpighiales; Linaceae. The record is from the annotation of a GenBank genome assembly.
CUCCUUAUACAUGAUCCAUUUCUCAUCUUGCUUAAUCAUAAUUCGUUACUCGCACAUGUACUUGACCUGGCCACAAUUGGCUCAACAUAGGUAAAUCAGGAGUCGUAUAAUUGCACUUCCUCGGGAUAAACCCUCGUGCAAGUCAUCCUCCUUAAACAUCAUAAUAUCACCAGGGAAUAUAUAUUUUCCCACAUAUGUAUCCAAAUACAA